AUGAUGGCACGGGGUCGACGUCAAAGUCCAAAACUAUCAGCCUUAUCACUGUUGCCCGUCGCCUGUGCAGCGUUGUUGGGCCGGUGCCUGGUGGCGCGGAGUGUGCAGCCAGAUGCGGAGGCGAGUCUCGCCUUUGUCGGAGUGCACCCACCGCACAGACACAGUCGAGUUUGGUUGCGGGCGGAAGAUGCCGAUGAGGUCGCAGCGCUGCUUGCUCAGGCUGAGGCUCUGCGGCGUGAAGCUGCACAGGAGGAGGAGGAAGUGAAGGCUGCUCGCGUUCAGCGAGAGGCGGAAGAGGCGGCAGAGGUAAAGAAAGCGGAAGAUGGAUUCGGGUCGGAGAUUCAGGUGGAGGUUCGUCCAGGCGAGGAUCCGAUCUUGGCAAAAGCGCGGGCAGAGUUGGCCGCAGCGCGUGCCAAUUUAGCAGCUGCGAAGCUGGAGGCUGAAGCAGUUGUUGCCGGCCGUCAGGUGACAGGCCUGCAAGAUCAGUCUGGCAGUCAACCCAGUGUUCCACCACCGGCCCCAGUUGGAAAGUUGGAGGAUGUGAAGCUCAACUUCUCCGGCACGUUGAUGACCGAGGACUCGGAAGUUGGCUAUAGUCAUGCAGCUGCGUACGCGCUGCUCACGCUCCAAGCUUUCUGA
Symbiodinium sp. CCMP2592 is the source of this 639-nucleotide messenger RNA. Lineage: Eukaryota; Dinophyceae; Suessiales; Symbiodiniaceae. The record is from the annotation of a GenBank genome assembly.